Molecule: messenger RNA, 1320 nt
Organism: Lactuca virosa
Lineage: Eukaryota; Viridiplantae; Streptophyta; Magnoliopsida; Asterales; Asteraceae
Source: the annotation of a GenBank genome assembly
AUGCAUAGGAGGAAACCAAUUCGUGACAAGCAGAGAGCCUUCAAGCAACAGCCACACCACAGAAUCAUCCCACCGCUUCCGCCGCCCCGGGUGAACACGGGAACAAGAGACCAUCGCUCGUAUGCACAAGAAAUGGGGAUUCAAAAGGAGACUCAGCUGGUAAGUGAACCUCCUAUUAGACUCAACUCCAACACACAAAUGAAAGAAUGGCUAAAGAAGAAGACUUUGAUUGGUGAAGCCCACAGUCUAGACCACAUUAGUAACCUCCCGGCCUCCCUGUUAAGAAACGAUGACACGAAAUACCUGGGAGGAUUAACCAUAGCUCUAGGUUUCAGCAACUCGAUGGAUGCUAGAGAGUUCCUAGAAGAUAACAACAGAUGGAAUGAGUGGUUCAAGUGGUUGAUGCUAGCAGAUCAAGAAGAGAGGCCAUAUGAAAGAACGGCAUGGCUCAAAAUCCUUGGACUACUGUUAAGAUUAUUUGAUGAGGAGAACUUCUCCAAGAUUGCUGGUAGAUUCGGGAAAGUGAUAUCCCCAUUUGACAAGAUACGUACAAGAAGAGGUUACUCCAUGGGUAAGGUGGGAGUUAUAACGUCUCAAAGAAAGUGGAUAAAUGAAGAAAUAUCUAUCAUGGCAGAUGGGAAGUACUACAAGCUUGGUGUAGUAGAAUAUACGGAUGACUGCUCCCCAUUCCACCCGCUGCCGUUCGACAAAGUGGUAGAAGAUUCCGACGAAGAUGAGAUUGGCUCGUCAGAGGAGGAAUCUGAUGAUGAAGGAGUCUUAGAAACGUGGAUAGGAGAAAAUACAGAGGCGGAAGAAGGAGAAAUUGUACAUCCGACACAACCUGUUAGGCGCCAGGAAGACGACAAUGAUAUCCAGGUAACCGGAAAUUCGAAUCAUGACUGCCUGAAGACCAUAUCACCGGCUGUAUUGGGGGAUGAACCUGAAAUUAAUGACUUCAUUAAUUCCUGUAAUGCAACGAGUACUCUCCCCAUAAACAUGGAGUCGGUUGAGAUUCUCAAAAAUAAGAAUGUUGAGGUAUUGGGAUUUGAUCCAUGCGUGGCAGAAGAUAGUUUUAAUGGCACGAUAAUGAAUGAUAAAAUUACGGAUGAUCAGAGGGAUGGAUGGACGUUAAAUACCUCUUUUGGGCCAUCUCAAAAUAUGGUCCAUUUCGGGUGUUUUGGGUCGUUCCCAAAUCCUUUUCAGGCAACAAAAACAAAGUUAGCCCAAAUAAGACCUUUACGGAACCUAAGCAAUAAUUCUAGAUCUCCUAAUAUCUACAGCCCAACUACGAAGAAAAGAAAAAAUACUCCACCAACAUAA